AUGAACCUUACAAGUUACAAGCUUUUUUUUCAAGCAAACGGCAUCAUGUUGACUUACAUGUGGAUCCACAAUCUUGGGUUGCUGCUGCCGCCUACUACACUGCUUAAAGAUCCCUCUGAAGUCCGCAAACAACUGGGACCAUUUGGAGAAGCUUUUUCCAUACAUAACAACGAGGGGGAGGUAGAAAAGUGGAGAGAAGCAUCCAAUCUGGCUGGAUGGGAUUUGAGGAACACUGCUGAUGGGCACGAAGCUAAAGUCAUCAAUAAAAUUGUUAAAAAGAUUUCACUCGAGUUACGAUUCAAUAAUUUGGAAGUCGACAGAAAGCUAAUAGGCAUGGAGAGCCGGGUAAAGGAUAUUGUUUCAUUAAUGGAAAUGGGCAUUGAAGAUGUUCGCUUGAUAGGUAUCAAGGGGAUUGGAGGUGGUGAGAAGACAACUUUGGUGAGAGCAGUUUUUGACAAAAUAUGCUUUUCAUUUGAAGGUAAAAGCUUUGUUGAGAAUGUUAGGGAAGUUUCAAAAUCAUCAAUGUUUGCGUUGCGAUCGUUGCAAGAACAAAUACUUUUCAAUGUGUUAAAUAAUAGAAGUUACACCAUAGGGAGUGUUCAUGAGGGGGAAAGCGUAAUAAGAAAGAUGUUGUGUAGUAAAAAGGUUCUUCUUAUUCUAGAUGACGUAGAUCAUUUAGACCAGCUGGAAGCAUUAGCUGGUGGGCUUGAUUGGUUUAAACCAGGAAGUAGAAUUAUCAUCACAACAAGAGAUGAGCAAGUUCUUGUAGCACAUGGAGUGACAUGUAUUCGUGAUGUCAAUUUGUUAUCACAAGAUGAAGCAAUAUGCCUCUUGAGUAGGUAUGCAUUUGGUAGAGAUAUUCCGGAUCAAUCGUACAAAGAGCUAUCGCUCAAAGUUGUACAUUAUGCUGCUGGUCUUCCUUUAACGAUUAGAGUUUUGGGUUCGUUUCUUUGCGGGCAAAAUGAGCUCGAAUGGGAAGAUGCAAUAGAAAGACUAAAAACAAUUCCAUUGAAAGAAACGCUCGAAAAAUUAGAAUUAAGCUAUACCGGCCUAGAGGAUGACUACAAGGAAAUAUUCUUAGAUGUUGCAUGCUUACUAAAAGGUUGGAAGAAAGACAAAGCAAUUAGAGCACUUGAAAGCUGUGGAUUUCGCGCUAGGAAUGGCUUAAGAGUUCUUGAGCAAAAAUCUCUCAUAACUAUCUCACCAGAUAUGGAGUUAGGCAUGCAUGACCAUAUAGAGGAAAUGGGCCGGAAUAUUGUUCGUCGUUCGGACCCAAAUGAGCCCAUAAGACAUAGCCGAUUGUGGAUUCGAGGGGAGAUUGAAGAUGUUUUCGCUAAGGGCCUGGUUACAGAAGCGACAAGAGCUAUAUCAAUUCAAAUCAAUUCAAGCAGUGACAAGGAGCGUCCCUGUUAUGAGAUUCUUACAAAAGGUUUCGGAAACAUGAAGAAUCUUAGAUUUCUUCAUGUGGAUUCGGACACACGGGAUUGGCCAGUGAAUAUUGGAGUUGGCAAAAACUUACCAAAUGCGUUACGAUUUUUGAGUUGGCGACGUUUCCCUCAUUGUUCUUUACCAAAAGCAUUUCAAGCAAAUAAUCUAGUUUCACUUCAAAUUUCUUCCAGCAUAAUUAUACAACUAUGGGAAGAUGGAGAAAGAAAGGUUCUUAAAAACCUCAAAUUCCUUGACUUCAGUUAUUCACAUUUGAGGACCCUUGAUUGUGGCUUACUUCCUAAUCUCGAGAAGUUAAAUCUUACAAACUGUUGUCAUUUGGUAGAAUUUCAUGCGCCCAUUGGAUCUCUAACAAGAUAUACUUCCAAUGCACUCCAACCAUAG
This is a messenger RNA of Lactuca virosa, 1830 nucleotides long. The record is from the annotation of a GenBank genome assembly. NCBI's taxonomy places the organism in Eukaryota, Viridiplantae, Streptophyta, Magnoliopsida, Asterales, Asteraceae.